Messenger RNA from Penicillium oxalicum, 975 nucleotides. Its product is annotated as Mrp/NBP35 family ATP-binding protein. The record is from RefSeq and is a predicted model, not a curated record. Gene Ontology annotation, cellular component: cytosol. The transcript is spliced from 2 exons. Gene Ontology annotation, biological process: iron-sulfur cluster assembly. Lineage: Eukaryota; Fungi; Ascomycota; Eurotiomycetes; Eurotiales; Aspergillaceae. Bases 1 to 975 code for a protein of 324 amino acids. Gene Ontology annotation, molecular function: ATP-dependent FeS chaperone activity; ATP binding; 4 iron, 4 sulfur cluster binding.
AUGCCUUUAGACGGAGUGAAAAAUAUCGUGCUGGUUCUUUCUGGCAAGGGAGGAGUGGGGAAAUCCUCAGUGACCCUUCAGCUUGCGCUCGCGCUAUCGCUCCAGGGCAAAUCAGUCGGCAUUCUCGACAUCGACUUGACCGGCCCCUCCAUUCCCAGACUCGUUGGCUUGGAAGGUGCCAAGAUCACCCAAUCGCCCACUGGAUGGCUCCCUGUACCCGUCCAUGAGGCGGUCGGCACACCGAGUGAUCAUGGGACAUCUUCCGUGGAGACGUCUCCAGCUCGGGGCUCCCUCCGCUGCAUGUCCCUCGGCUUCCUCCUGCGAGACCGUGGCGACGCUGUCAUCUGGCGUGGGCCGAAAAAGACCGCUAUGAUCCGUCAAUUCCUCUCAGACGUCUCCUGGGGCUCGACAGACUAUCUGUUGAUCGACACACCGCCAGGCACAAGUGACGAGCAUAUUGCGCUCGCGGAGCAGCUUCUCACAUUAUCAUCCACAGACGUGGCCGUUGCAACACAGAUGAACUUGCCUCGUCUCCAGGGCGCGGUGCUUGUCACGACGCCACAAGCGGUUGCAACCUCGGAUGUGCGGAAGGAAGCCAACUUUUGCGUCAAGACCAGUAUCCCGAUUCUGGGCGUGAUUGAGAAUAUGUCGGGCUACGCGUGCCCAUGUUGCGGCGAGGUCAGCAACUUGUUCUCUAGCGGUGGGGGAGAGGUCAUGGCUCAGCAAUUGAACAUUCCUUUCUUGGGCCGUGUCCCUGUGGACGUGAAGUUUGGAGAGUUGGUGGAGGGGAAAUUGGAAAUCGACACUGACGACGAGGAUGAGGACGAGGACCAGGACGAGGACGAGGACACGAAGACCGUGCAGUCAAAAACCCCUGGUGAACCUGACCUGCGGCCUCUUGUUGAGAAAUAUCAGGAAGGCUGGUCAUACCCUCGGUUUGAGGAGUUUGCGCGGGCUAUUGUUGGAGGUGCAUAA